AUGUAUUUUACUCCGUACUUGUUACCUUUUUGUAAUGUUCUUCGUAGGAUAUCUGUGUUUUUCUGUAAUGUUCUUCGUGAUAGCAGUUGUUCUCAUAGAGUGAUAAAUACUGAUAAAGAUGCGAGUGUCCAGUUUCUUGCUUUAUUCAGCAUAUCAGCUUCCUCUCCAACUUUAUUUCUUGUUUAUACAAAAAGGGAUAGCAGAAGUGAAAUUGUAUAUGCAUGCUCAUUUGGCUGGUUUCUUGAAUCAACACAUUGCUGUAUGUUGAUGCAGGUCCAAGACGAGCUUGUUUCUUCCAUUAAAGAUGCAGAGGAAGGACUUUUUCACCUAAAACGUGCCCGGCUGUUACGUGAAGUUGAUUCAGCUGUGCAGGACUCUAUAUAUUCCCAUAAAGACGCUGCGGUCGAGCUUAUAAAUCCAGCAAAGUUGGGUGGUUCCCAACUUCCAUGCGAAGACUUAGAGGUAGAACCAUUAGAUUCUACUAAUGUUGAGGCAGAAAUAUUGGGAGACCCAAGUUAUUUUAUUGGAUCAAAAUGUAGAUUCCGCCACACCGAUGGGCGUUGGUAUAAUGGUCAAAUCGUUCAGUUGGAUGGUUCUUCUUCCGCCAGAGUUUCUUUCCUCAAUCCAACGUCAGAGAAGAUGAUGCAAAAUGUAGACCCCUGAGUUCAAGCUAGUGGGGAUAGGGCAGAAGCAAUGUCAUUAUCAUUCGAGUGACAGAUCGAAGGAGACUGAUCAUAAGGUUAGAAGUUGUUCACUCUUCUCUUUUCAUGCUAUUUGACAUCUUGUAGCUUCAUUUUUGUAACAUCUUUAAAGAUUUAUUAUUAUAGA
This is a messenger RNA of Spinacia oleracea (spinach), 828 nucleotides long. RefSeq lists its product as uncharacterized. The transcript has 2 exons. The record is from RefSeq and is a predicted model, not a curated record. The coding region runs from base 1 to 663 and encodes 220 amino acids. Lineage: Eukaryota; Viridiplantae; Streptophyta; Magnoliopsida; Caryophyllales; Amaranthaceae.